Messenger RNA from Knipowitschia caucasica, 438 nucleotides. NCBI's taxonomy places the organism in Eukaryota, Metazoa, Chordata, Actinopteri, Gobiiformes, Gobiidae. The record is from the annotation of a GenBank genome assembly.
AUGGUGGUCAGGGUCAGAGGUCAGAUCGCCCUCUUUAAGCCAGAGUUUCAUCAGAACAAACCAAUCUUUCGAAGCCCUUUCCUCGGCUUGGAUCGACCGACCGACCUCCGUGGGCUAUUACGCGGCUUUUACGCACCGACCUCCGGAGGCUUUUACGCACCGCCUACCCGGGCUAUCCUAUCCUCGCCACGGACCGAAAGAUGCUGUGGAUUUGUUUGGGUUUGCGGGGAACGCAGAUGGGACGAUGUUGAGGGGGAUAUUACGCCGGAGAGACAGCCCCUCUGCUCGGGUAGACGAUCGGAGGAAUUAGCGUCCGUGCCGAGCCGAGCCAAGCUAAGAAUUUGUGUUAAAGGGGACCUAGCCUUUGGACGCCUGCAGCCUCUGAAGCUGGCCCAGAUAGAGAAGUGCAGACUGCUGUGGAACAAAUCAGCUUUUUAG